This is a messenger RNA of Phyllostomus discolor (pale spear-nosed bat), 1538 nucleotides long. Its product is annotated as olfactory receptor 1A1. The record is from RefSeq and is a predicted model, not a curated record. The coding region runs from base 450 to 1379 and encodes 309 amino acids. Lineage: Eukaryota; Metazoa; Chordata; Mammalia; Chiroptera; Phyllostomidae. The transcript is spliced from 2 exons. Gene Ontology annotation, molecular function: G protein-coupled receptor activity; olfactory receptor activity. Gene Ontology annotation, biological process: G protein-coupled receptor signaling pathway. Gene Ontology annotation, cellular component: membrane.
ACCACAGUUCCUUGAGGAGGAAACUGGAAUCCACACUGGCAGGUUUCGUCCAGGACAGCUCUUUCCACCACUUCUGCUCCACCCCAACUGUGGAGUUGGGAAAUGAGAGGUUCCUCUUUCUAAACCAUCCUAAUCUUAUCUCCUUUGCUAUAGGAUCAAAGGACCCACCCUACAAGCAUGCUACUGGAACUUCCUCCAGCCUGCCUGCCACCCAGGAGGAAUGUUAAUAGGUGCUAGACGGCUGGCGGUAAUCUUCCCAUUUGUGGAAGAGAAGUAGAGGCAGGAUCAGGACCAUUUCUGACAGCAUCUGAGCUGACUCCCCCUUCCCCCUGCAGGGGCUGUGGACACUGAAGAACAAGGUCUCUAAGACAGUGAUAUCAAGGGACAGGUAGCCAGCAACUACAGAUAUACAUUAUCUCCUUUAACCCUCACAAACUCUGAAGAGAGCCAUGAGAGAAGACAACAGGUCCUCUGCCCUGGAUUUUAUCCUCCUUGGAGUCAGCAGGGAGCAGGAACAGGAAGAUUUCUUCUUCAUCCUCUUCCUCUUCAUUUACCCCAUCACACUGAUUGGAAACCUGCUCAUCAUCUUGGCCAUUCACUCUGACAUUAGACUUCACAACCCCAUGUAUUUUCUCCUUGCUAACCUCUCCUUUGUUGACAUCUUCUUUUCUUCUGUAACCAUCCCUAAGAUGCUGGCCAACCAUCUCUUGGGCACCAAAGCCAUCUCCUUUGGGGGCUGUCUAACACAGAUGUAUUUCAUGAUUGCCUUGGGUAACACAGAUAGCUAUAUCCUGGCUGCGAUGGCAUAUGACCAUGCAGCAGCCAUCAGCCGUCCACUUCAUUACACAACAAUUAUGAGCCCACGAACUUGUGUCCUGCUAGUUGUUGGGUCUUGGCUCAUUGGAAACCUGAAUGCCCUCCCCCACACUCUGCUCACAGCUAGUCUGUCGUUCUGUGGCAACCAGGAAGUAGCCAAUUUCUACUGUGACAUUACCCCUUUGCUCAAGCUGUCCUGUUCUGACAUCCACUUUAAUGUGAAGAUGAUGUACCUCGGGGUUGCUGUUUUCUCUGUGCCAUUGCUAUGCAUCAUCAUCUCCUAUGUUCGGGUCUUCUCCACAGUCUUGCAUGUCCCAUCCACCAAGGGUGUGCUCAGAGCCUUCUCUACCUGUGGCUCCCACCUCACAGUGGUUUCUUUGUAUUAUGGGACAGUCAUGGGCAUGUACUUCCGCCCUCUGACCAGUUACAGCUUAAAAGAUGCUGUGAUAACUGUGAUGUACAUCGCAGUGACCCCAAUGUUAAAUCCUUUCAUCUAUAGUCUGAGAAAUCGGGACAUGAAGGCUGCCCUGCGGAAACUCUUCAGCAAAAGAAUCUCUGUGUAAGCAAUGGGAGUUCAUGCACUGGAGACUGUAGACACCAAUUAAAAUGAACUUGGAAAUCCAUUCCCAAUGUCCUCCCCUUUCAAGAAGCUAUGUCCACUCUUUCCAGCUAAAAAUUCUUUUUCUCAGAUAUUUUUAACAGUUUGUGAUUCAUUUUACUGA